Molecule: messenger RNA, 924 nt
Organism: Eleginops maclovinus (Patagonian blennie)
Lineage: Eukaryota; Metazoa; Chordata; Actinopteri; Perciformes; Eleginopidae
Product: odorant receptor 131-2-like
Exons: 2
Coding region: 1-924 (307 amino acids)
Biological process (GO): G protein-coupled receptor signaling pathway; detection of chemical stimulus involved in sensory perception of smell
Cellular component (GO): membrane
Molecular function (GO): G protein-coupled receptor activity; odorant binding; olfactory receptor activity
Source: RefSeq, a predicted model, not a curated record
AUGAACACGUCCUCUGCCAAUGUCACCGUGGUUAUACAGUAUCGAGACUCCUUCUCUAAAGCUGUGGCCAAGAAUUUGAUUGUGGUGAUGAUCGGGAUCUCCAUCAACUACAUCAAUGCCGGCCUCAUUCACACCUUCUGCAAACACCAGAUCUUCUACAUGAAUCCUCGGUACAUCCUUUUCAUUCACCUGGUGGUCAACGACAUGAUGCAAAUGACUCUGUCACUUUUCAUGUUCAUCAUCAGCUACACCUUCUACACAAUCAAUGUCUCCAUCUGCUGCAUCUGCAUCCUGAUUCUUAUCAUCACUACUGAAAACACGCCUCUGAACCUGGCCUGCAUGGCGAUGGAGUGCUACAUCGCCAUCUGCUUCCCUCUGCGCCACGUACAGAUCUGCACCGUCAAGAGAACGCUGAUGCUGAUUGGUUUGAUCUGGACGACUACCAUGUUGUCUGUGCUCCCCGAUCUGUUCAUCACAUUGGCCACAGUGCCACUGGACUUCUUUCAUUCUCGUAUUUUUUGCCGCAGAAUCAAUGUUUUCCCAAGUCCCAUCAUCUUGGAGAAGAGAAAUAUCACAUAUAUAUUGUUGCUCGUUGUAGUUUGGACUACUGUCUUUUACACUUACUUCAGAAUCCUCUCCACUGCACAGACAGCAAGCGACGAUGCUAAAAAAGCCAGAAACACAAUCGUGCUCCAUGGGUUUCAGCUGCUGCUCUGCAUGCUGGCAUACGUAACCCCCCAGCUUCGAGAUAAUCUGUUGCAACGGUUUCCUCAGAACAGUCCAGACAUCCUCUUUGCUUACUAUAUUGUAGAACAGAUCCUGCCACGAGCAAUCAGUCCGAUCAUCUACGGUGUACGAGACAAGACUUUCAGGGGGUACCUCAAGAUGCAUUUCUCAUGUUGGGUCAGGACAAGUGUAUCGUGA